Molecule: messenger RNA, 522 nt
Organism: Cucumis melo (muskmelon)
Lineage: Eukaryota; Viridiplantae; Streptophyta; Magnoliopsida; Cucurbitales; Cucurbitaceae
Product: pectinesterase inhibitor-like
Exons: 1
Coding region: 1-522 (173 amino acids)
Biological process (GO): negative regulation of catalytic activity
Molecular function (GO): pectinesterase inhibitor activity
Source: RefSeq, a predicted model, not a curated record
AUGAAUCUCCUCAAUUCGAUUCUUCUAAUUUCCCUCCUCUUUGCUCUGUUCUCUCCGGCGAAACCCGACGCCAGGCACAUUGGAAACCUUUGCAGCAAAACAGAGCAACCGAAGAUUUGUUCCGAUUGCCUCAAUUCCGGCCGGGGAAGUCAGAGCGCCAGCGGCCGUGGACUGGCACUCAUCGCCGUCGGAUGUGCGGAGAGAAAUACCAAAUUAAUGGCGCAGAGGGUUGGAAACCUUGUUCGUUCGACGCCGGAGUCAACAUUGAAGAUGCUUUUGAAUGAAUGUUGGAUGUCAACGGGGUACGCCGCCGGUAAUUUUCCGGGAAUUGCAAGAUCCGUGGCGGCGGGAGACUAUGCCAGCGGGAAGAACGUUUUGGAGAUUACGAUUAGGAAUGUGAAUAUGUGCUUGGUUAAUUUCAAGAAAAAUCCUAACAUUCCGGUGCCGUCGGAGGUUUUGGCGGGGACAGUGGCGGUCACUCAAGAUUGCCGGAUUGUUACUCAGAUUUUGAAUGAUAUUUAA